Messenger RNA from Camelina sativa (false flax), 1109 nucleotides. RefSeq lists its product as uncharacterized. The record is from RefSeq and is a predicted model, not a curated record. Gene Ontology annotation, biological process: protein phosphorylation. Lineage: Eukaryota; Viridiplantae; Streptophyta; Magnoliopsida; Brassicales; Brassicaceae. Gene Ontology annotation, molecular function: ATP binding; protein serine/threonine kinase activity. Gene Ontology annotation, cellular component: nucleus; EKC/KEOPS complex; cytosol.
ACCGGGCUUCGACUUAUACUGCGUCGACGGCGAACAAAGGCGCCGCGAGCUUCUCUCUCUUCGUCUCUGUCUCCGACGAUACAAGCGAGCUUUCUCUGUCUCCCGAGCUCCUCUCCUAUACAACUCAGUUUUCAGAUUCCUGAGAACUUUUAAGGAUGGAUUGUGAGGGAGAUGUUGGGAAUGAAUCUCUUGUUCUGAUAAAACAAGGAGCCGAAGCUAGGGUGUUCGAGUCUACAUUUGCUGGAAGAAGAUCCAUCGUGAAAGAACGAUUCUCGAAGAAGUACAGACACCCGAUUUUGGAUGCGAAACUCACACUUAAGCGGAUGAAUGCGGAGGCUAGGUGUAUGACAAAGGCAAGAAAGCUCGGGGUUUGUACUCCAGUUCUCUAUGCCGUGGAUACUCUGCUUCACUCCUUGACACUUGAGUAUAUUGAGGGCGACUCUGUUAAGGACAUUUUCCUUGACUUUGGAGCCAAUGGGAUUGUUGAGGAACGGUUAGAUGAUGUUGCUACUCAGAUUGGUGCUGCCAUCGCGAAGCUCCAUGAUGGUGGUUUGGCUCACGGUGAUUUGACCACAUCAAAUAUGCUAGUCAGAAGUGGAACGAAUCAGCUCGUACUAAUCGAUUUCGGCUUGAGUGUCACAUCGACCUUACCUGAAGACAAAGCUGUUGAUUUAUAUGUACUUGAAAGGGCCUUACUCUCAAUGCACUCUUCAUGUGGGAAUGUGAUGGAUCGUAUACUGACAGCGUACAGGAAGUCGUCGAAGCAAUGGUCAGCCACGUUUAACAAGCUUGCGCAAGUGAGGCAACGAGGGAGAAAGCGGACUAUGAUUGGAUGAGCCAAGAUAUUUUGUGAUCCUGUCCUUGAACGUGCGACUACAACAAAGCCACUCAAAAUUUUCUACAUGAUCAAAUUAGAGGUGGGAGGACACAUACAUGCCUGCACGGACACACUCAAAUUUCAGUGGGUGUUGGCUUGUACGGUUGGGGGACGAGGUUGCACAAAAUGGACAUAAGACCACAUUAUAUGAUGUGCCCAGUAUUUGAAUAUUUAUUUUUAAAAUCUUAUAAUGAACUAUUAAAAAAAGAAAAUAAUGUUUAAAUAAAAAUGA